Rubroshorea leprosula is the source of this 4906-nucleotide messenger RNA. The record is from the annotation of a GenBank genome assembly. Lineage: Eukaryota; Viridiplantae; Streptophyta; Magnoliopsida; Malvales; Dipterocarpaceae.
AAUUCCCCAAAAAUCUCCAUUUCUCACAUUUUCUUACAUUUUCCAACCAUACAAACUAUUUCCCAAACUAAAUUGAACCAGUUAGGUCCAGCCUGGUAAUGGAGCGAGAGAGGGCUAGGGUUAGAGAUAGGUUUCUGAUAGCCAGGGACAACGGCAGUGGUUUCCGGCGGCGGCGGCUCCCAGGAUACGGUAAGCACUUCAUUGGACAGGCAACGACAUACUUUUUCUAUGAUUUUCCAGCGAUGCAUUCUGUGAAGGAUCUGUGGUAUAGGUUUUGGUCUUUUGGAAAAGUGGGCGAUGUUUAUAUUCCAGAAAGGAGAGAUCGGAGAGGGCGGCGUUUUGGAUUUGUUCGGAUGGCUGAGGUUUCAGAUGCCAAGGAUAUGGAACGAAAGUUGAAUCAAAUUUGGCUGGGUUCGUAUCGGUUGAAGGUCAAAUUGGCAGAAAACAUGAAAUCCGAGAGGGAAGGGAUAUACAGAGGAAACCAGCAAAACCAGACAACAGCGCAAUGGCUCAGACGAGAUAAAAAGGUGUCUCCUGGGUUAACGUAUGCACAGAUUGUUACUGGGAAAAUUAUGGCGUCUGAUGAAGGGGAGGCGAUGACCCAGGUGUUGGAGCAAGCAGUGGUGCAAAAAGUGCCAGAGAAGAAAGUUGCAGGGUUAGAACAAACGGGUGCAUUGUCGAAAGAGUGGGCAGUGAUACCAGUGUCAAUACCUGUUCAAGCUUCAACGUCAACAGAGAGUGAUGCUAACGCAAAGACUUAUGUGCCGAAGGAGCUGGUUCUGCAGUUUUCUCCCAGGGAGAAUGAGAUCGCAUGGUUGAAGCAAAGUAGAGUGGCAUUGGUUCGGUCUUUGGAUUUAGUGAUGAAAAUUCAAAAUAGGCUGGAUGUGGAUGGUGUAAUGGUGAACGUAGCUCUGCUAGGGGGUAGACAUGUGCUGUUAAUGGAUAAUACGGAGGGUUGCUUAGAGGAGUUUAUUGAUAAAAACAAGGAGUUGGUGGAGUUUUGGUUUGAAUGGAUUCAGCCAACCUCAUUAUAUACUAUGCCAUCGAGAAAUAGGUUGGUGUGGCUUCGUUUUAAUGGUGUUCCAUUGAGAGCAUGGAGUGAGCGAUGUUUCUCGGAAUUAGUAGGUUUAAUUGGUGAAGUUAUACUUGUUGAUGAUGAUACAAAAUUUAAAUCAUUUUUGAGUGAAGGUCGGGUCUUGGUGUUGUGUGAUGACUCCAUGAAAAUAGCGCAGACAAUCAAUCUAAUGGUGGAUGGAGAGUCUUUUCUGAUCAAGGUUUUAGAGGAGGAGUGGCGUAUGGAUCCGGACAGGUGGCUGGCCAGUGAACGGAGGAGCUCCGGCACGGGUUUGGACGUGUCCGACAUGGAGUCCGAGAAUUCAGAGGACCGUUACAGUGAAGGUGAUGAUAGAGCAGUAAUGGUCGAAGAUUGUGCAGAAACGGAAGCAGAAUCCAAGCUGAGUUUAAAACAGAAUUGUGUUAAAAAUUUUGAAUUAGAUGGGCCAGAGCUGGAUGGGCUGAGUAAUGUGGGCUCGGUUGGGCCAAGGGAGUGUGAGGCGGAGGAGCUGGGUGUAGCAAAUGGGUCUCGUGAGGGGCUUCGGCCUGCUGGAGUGCAACAGAAGGGAGCUGCUGUGUUGGUUAAAAAAUGUAAGAAAUUGGGGGACAUUUACGCAGGGGAUGGGGUUGCGGAGGAAACGAGGGAAAUGGGGAUGCAGUGGGUGACGGCAAGAACCAGAUGGAGGAAGGAAAGAAGGGAAACAGUAAGACAAUUGGAGCAUGGAACGGAAUCACAGAACACUGAGUUUUCUUUGUCUGAUGGCUGCAUCCAAAAUCGCAAUGCUCUGAUUCGGCAGCAAUUGGAGUUGGAUGAGGGGAUGAGGGGAAGGUCUUGUUGUGGGAGGAGGCUUGCUGGGCGAGUUUUAGAAGAGGGUGGGUGUUGGCUGUUUGCUGGAGAUUUUAAUGCUGUCCGGAAUGUAUCAGAACGAAAGGGUAGAAUGAGGGAGACGCAGGAUAUGCAAGAUUUUAAUCACUUUGUGGAAAGCACGGGGUUAAUUGAUGUUUGCCUGCGAAAUAGAAAGUUUACAUGGUAUAGACCGGAUGGAUCAUCCAUGAGUAGACUUGACAGAUUUUUGAUGUCUACAGAAAUGAGUUUAUUGGCCACGGAUUGGGUUCAAGAAGGUGUGGCAAGGUCAGUCUUUGAUCAUUGUGCAAUAAUCCUGAAGGCAAGGAAUACAGAUUGGGGUCCAAAGCCUUUUCGGGUAAUGGAUGUGUGGCAACAACAUCCAGAUUUCAAAAGUUUUGUAGACGAUAAGUGGAAAGCCAUGCAAGUUGAAGGGUGGGCGGCUUAUAAAUGCAAGCAGAAGCUGAAGUUAAUGAAGGAUGAGUGUAAAAGGUGGAAUAAAGAAGUUUUUGGUAAUGUGGAGAGUCGAUGGGGGAUAUUAUCCAAGGAAAUUGAAGAGCUGGAUAUAAAAAGUGAAGAAGUUGAAUUAGAUGAGAAUGAGGUGUUACUCCGAAGGGAAUGUGUACAUGCACGGAGAGCACAAAAUGCAAUUUCAAGUAUCUUAGGAGAGGAUGGGUGGGUUGAGGAGCCAAGUAGGGUGAAAGAGGAGGCAGUGAGGUAUUUUAGUCAGUUGUUUCAGAAUGAACAGUGGAAGCGGCCAGUGUUGGGAGGAAUCCAUUUCAACAGAAUCUCAGCUGCACAAAGGGAGUGGUUAGAACGGCCUUUUUCAGUGGAGGAGAUUGAGGAGGGUCUACAGAGCUGUGAUGGGGCGAAGGCACCAGGACUAGAUGGCUACAAUUUCAAUUUUAUACAAUUUGCCUGGAGUACUUUAAAAGAGGAUUUUGUGAAGUUUUUGUGUGAAUUCCACCAACAUGGGAGGUUAGUAAAAGGUUUAAAUUCCUCUUUUUUGGCUUUAAUUCCUAAAAAGGCAAAUCCAGUGCAUUUUAAGGAGUAUAGACCCAUUAGCUCGAUUGGUUGUUUAUACAAACUACUGGCAAAAAUACUGGCGAAUCGUUUAAAAUUGGUGAUGACAGAUAUUAUUAGUGAUUCACAGUCAGCUUUUGUCGGAGGUCGGCAAUUGGUAGAUAGUGUGCUAAUCUUGAAUGAGGUGGUAGAUGAGGUGAAACAGAGAAAACAAGAGAGUUUUAUCUUUAAGGCGGAUUUUGAGAAAGCAUAUGAUUGUGUGGAUUGGAACUUUCUGGAUUGGAUGAUGGAACAAAUGGGGUUUGGAGUUAUGUGGAGAAAAUGGAUUCAGGAAUGUCUUUCGACGACUCGGAUUUCUAUUUUAAUAAAUGGAAGUCCGACAAAGGAGUUCUUGGUUGGCAAGGGUCUUUGUCAAGGUGAUCCAUUGUCCCCAUUUUUGUUUUUGUUAGUAGGUGAAGGGUUGUGUGGUAUGGUUCGAAAGGCAGAGGCAGAAGGGCUUUUCAGAGGAGUCAAGAUUGGAGAGGGUGAAGGGUGGGUAAAUGGUGCAGCUGACAUUUUGCAUUGCAAGAUAGGAACGAUGCCCUUUAUUUACCUUGGGUUACCGGUUGGAGGAAUUUCAGGGAGGAAAAAGUUUUGGGUUUCUAUAUUGGAUCGCUUUCGGAAUAAGCUUGCCGCCUGGAAACGUUCACUACUGUCCUUUGGAGGUCGAAUUACCUUGCUCAACUCGAUACUUUCUGCUCUUCCUAUUUUUUACUUGUCCUUAUUUAAAAUUCCAAAUUGUGUUCUUGGUGAGAUGGUUAAGAUUCAGAGGGAUUUCUUUUGGGGUGGAACAAAUUUGGAGAGGAAAAUUGCUUGGGUAAGGUGGGAUCAUAUUUGUGUUGAUAAGGAGAGAGGGGGAUUAGGAGUGGAUGAGUUAAAGAGGAGAAACUGGGCUUUAUUGGGUAAGUGGUGGUUUAGGUUAGGUGAUGGGGUAGGGGGAUUAUGGAAGAGGGUGAUUUGGGAGAAGUAUUACGGGGGUCGACAGAAGGGUGAUAUUACUUUUUUCAGUUCCUUGCGUAUGUCUCGAGUGUGGAAGGACAUUGUGGGUGUUGGUAAUGGGUCGAAGAGGUUGAGUUUAAUGCUAGGAAAAGGCUUUCAAUGGGAGAUUGGGGAUGGAAGUCGAGUGGCUUUUUGGGAUGCUAAGUGGGGUGGUGAUAAACCUUUAAAGGAUUUAUUUCCGAGGUUGUAUGCGUUAUCAUUGAACAAGGAGGGGAUGUUGAAGGAUAUGGGUUUUUGGAGGGAGGGCACAUGGGUAUGGGACUGUAAAUGGCGACGAAGCUAUUCGGGGAGGGUUGGUGAGGAGGAAGAAAGGUUUAGGGAGAUUAUCAAUAGGAUCACGGUAAAGGAGAAUAAAGAGGAUUCAUGGAGAUGGGCUCAUAGUACUGCUGGGGUUUAUUCUGUUAAGGAGGCAUAUGCUUUUUUAGCUCCUAAGGAUGAUCUUUUGGCUAAGAAAUGGGUGAGAAUCAUUUGGUGUAAGUUUGCUCCAUCGAAAGUGAGUGUUUUUGGGUGGCGGUUAUUUUUGGAUAGGUUGGCAACUAAGGAUAACCUAUUUAAGAAAGGGAUUGCACGGCUAGGGGGGGGGGAUGUGAGUUGUGGAGUAUGUGGGGAGGGCAUAGAUCAAGGGGUUCUGUCGAACGACAUUUUCGAUUUGGCAGAGUUCGUGACGCAUGGUAUUAGUGGAGGUCGUUUGGCGGAUUUAGGGGCUUUCAUUUUUCUGAUUGUUGCUUGGUUUAUUUGGUUCAGGAGGAAUAUGCAGGUGUUUGAUACAAAGUUGAUGUCUGCGGAGGAGGCCAUUAUCCAGCAUCGUGGUAAUCAGAAACUGUAUCACAUGCGGCAGCGAGAUGUGGGAUGAGUUUCCUGUACGUAAGUGUUGCUGCUUCUUGUGUUAAAUCGUCAACUCCUAGAUGCUGGUUCCGGGCUUCAUGUGUGAUUUCCUGUGAUUUCUUU